AUGGCGCCCAUUCUGAGCACAAAGAAAGCAUUUUUCGCCGAGUUGCAGGAUGGCCAGCUCCUCGCCUGGGGAGCCCCCACCCACGGCGGUGACAUCAGUGAAGUGAAGUCCACACUGGAGAGCGUGGGCGUGCAGGGAGCCUGGAGCAAUGAGGCUGCUUUUCUUACCUUGCUCAAGAAUGGCCAGUGGCUUGCAUGGGGACAAGUGCGGACCGGCGGCGACAUAAGCGGCGUGAAACCCACACUUGACAGCGUGGGAGUGAAAGGACUCUGGCACACUGGUUGCGCCUUUCUUGCCGAGCUAAAGGAUGGCCAGUUCCUUGCCUGGGGAUUGAGCACUCAUGGUGCCGACAUCAAAGCUGUAAAGCCUGCACUGGAGAGUGUGGGAGCGAAAAGAGUCUGGAGCAAUCAGGGUGCCUUUCUCGUGGAACUCAAGAACGGCCAGUUCCAUGCCUGGGGAAUGGCACAGUGCGGCGCCGACAUCCGUGCGGUGAAGUCUGAACUGGAAAGCUCGGGAGUGAAAGCGAUCUGGAACACGAAUUCCGCCUUUCUCGCAGAGCUCAAGGACGGUCAGUUCUUUGCUUGGGGAAAUGAAAAAGAUGGCGGGGACAUGAUCAGUGCGGUGAAGUCCACAUUGGAGAGUGUGGGUGUCAGAAGAGUUUGGAGCAAUUCCUUUGCCUUCCUUGUCCAGCAGAAGGACGGCCAGUUCCUUGCCUGGGGGCGUGGGUCAAACGGCGCCGACAUCAGUGCCGUGAAACCAAUGCUGGACGUGGGAGUGCGCGGAAUCUGGAGCACCAACGAGGCCUUCCUCGCUUCUCUCAAAGAUGGCCAGUUCAUUGCAUGGGGAGAUGCAGCUCACGGUGGCAACAUCAGUGAUGUGAAGCCCGCACUAGAGACCACGGGAGUGAGAACUGUCUGGAGCACGGGGCAUGCAUUCCUCGUCCAGCUCAAGGAUGGUAAGUUCCUGGGCUGGGGACCUGCGAUUUCCGGUGGUGACGUGCGCGGCGUGCAGCUCGCACUUGAGACGGUGGGACUGACUCAACGUGUCCGAGGUCUUCGGGUGCCCAAGGUGUGGAAGGCACCACCACCUGGUGCUGCCUCGGGGUCUGCCUUUGCCGCCGUCAAGCAUUUUCUCUUCGGGGAGUCCGACCCUUCCCACGCUGAAGCCGCUGAAGCCGCUGAAACCGCUGAAGCCGCUGAAGACCCACUCUCCCUGGCUUUCCCAGAGGACUUUUACAUGAAUGACUUCUCUGUUCGAGAAGCUUCGGUGAAGGUGAGGGGCGCGGAGACGGCCGCCGUCGUCAAGACCAUGCGACUGCACGAGCCCGACACUGAGAAGUUGGCAGAGCGGCUGCGACAGAUCAAGGGCAUCCAGGGGCUUCAGCACGAUAGCCUUGUGAAGAUCUUCGACGUAUACGCCGUCAAGCCAACGAUGAUACGUGCCUUUGACUAG
Messenger RNA from Symbiodinium natans, 1452 nucleotides. The record is from the annotation of a GenBank genome assembly. NCBI's taxonomy places the organism in Eukaryota, Dinophyceae, Suessiales, Symbiodiniaceae.